Messenger RNA from Camelina sativa (false flax), 1096 nucleotides. RefSeq lists its product as uncharacterized. The record is from RefSeq and is a predicted model, not a curated record. Lineage: Eukaryota; Viridiplantae; Streptophyta; Magnoliopsida; Brassicales; Brassicaceae.
AGAGGAUUUUACCAUAAAAAGACCAAAAAUAUUAAAAGAAAAAUCUGAAACCCUAAACGACGAACAAAGUAGAUUCUCUGUGGUGACGACUGAUGCAGUGAAUUCAUUUCAUCUUCUGUUCGGAAACAAUAGGAAAUGCCACCAUUGAGUAUGAGAAAAGAGCCAUCUGGAGCUUUAAAAAGGAAAAAGAGAAAGAAGCUGCAAAAGUUUUUGAAGUCCCAAGCCAAUGCUAUUCUUAAGUUUGUCAAGAAGAAACCCGAAAAUUCGGAAACAGUACUAGUGGAGUCUCGAAAAUGCGACAGUGAAGAAGAUGUUAUUGGUCAGAGUCAGAUCAACGUUGUUCCUGAACACUUUGAUGAGCAAAAACAGGUUCUGAUUCGAGGCGAGGGAAGUGAAGAGAAGAAGACACAUAUAUGUGAAGAUGUUAUUGGUCAGAGCAACGUUGUUCCUGAACAUUUUGAUGAAGGUAAAGACAAUGAUGAGCAAAAACAGGUUCUGAUUCAAGGCGAGGGAAGUGAAGAGAAGAAGAUUCAUAUAAGUGAAGAUGUCUCUGAUCCUGGAAACUGGGGAAACGUUGAUAUGAAGAUGAGAGAUUUAUUGGUGAAAAACGGUCCAACGACAAGGCUAUCGACUGAUUACCAGUUUCCUAAGGAUGGUAUCGGUAGGCAUUUCUCGCAAGCUUUCUACACAAGAGAAUUGGUCAAUGGAGAAAAACAAGAUCGUCGGUGGUUGGUUUAAUCUGAAUCUUUAGGUAAAGUUUUCUGCUUUUGCUGUAAGUUGUUCAGGCCUGAGAAAAAAGGCGGUGGUAACUUGGCAACAACGGGGUACAAUGACUGGAGAAAUCUUUCGACUAGGCUCAAAGAACAUGAAAAUUUUCAUGACCAUUUUCUUUGCAUGACUCAGUGGAAAGAGUUGGAGGUAAGACUACAAAAGAACCAGACAAUUGAUAGAUAAGCUGAUUAAGUUGUAGCUGCCUUGUCUUAGGUGAGUUUGUUUUUGGAAAAUGUGUUUUAUUGGAAACUAUUUAAUGAUGUUUCAGAACAACAUGAUGCAGGAGGUGUUUUUGUUUAUUAGUAUGAUUUGUGGUAUUAGCAAA